Messenger RNA from Chionomys nivalis (European snow vole), 1718 nucleotides. RefSeq names its product 3-ketoacyl-CoA thiolase B, peroxisomal. Gene Ontology annotation, cellular component: peroxisome. The transcript has 12 exons. Gene Ontology annotation, biological process: fatty acid beta-oxidation; phenylacetate catabolic process. The coding region runs from base 160 to 1434 and encodes 424 amino acids. Gene Ontology annotation, molecular function: acetyl-CoA C-acyltransferase activity. The record is from RefSeq and is a predicted model, not a curated record. NCBI's taxonomy places the organism in Eukaryota, Metazoa, Chordata, Mammalia, Rodentia, Cricetidae.
GGAGCCCCACCCCAUCACUCGCGAUCUUAUUCUACCAGGGUUGUGAUCAACUUUUAGGCCUCACUAGGUAGAGGCUGCCUGCGCCUGCGCUGGCGAUCUCUUUUAUUCUUCGAGCUCUGCACCCAGAACCCAGUCAAAUCUUCGGGACCCACCUCUGCGAUGCAUCGACUGCAGAUAGUGCUGGGACACCUGGCCGGCAGGCCCGAGUCGAGCUCCGCGCUGCAAGCCGCGCCCUGCUCCGCGGGCUUCCCGCAGGCCUCGGCCUCCGACGUGGUGGUGGUUCACGGACGGCGCACCCCCAUCGGCCGUUCGGGCCGCGGCGGCUUCAAGGACACCACCCCGGAUGAGCUUCUGUCGGCCGUGUUGACCGCGGUUCUCCAGGAUGUGAACCUCAGGCCUGAGCAGCUGGGAGACAUCUCCGUGGGCAAUGUACUUCAGCCAGGAGCUGGGGCCGUCAUGGCACGCAUCGGCCAAUUUCUGAGUGGCAUUCCAGAGACUGUCCCAUUGUCUACCGUCAACAGACAGUGUUCAUCAGGGCUGCAGGCAGUGGCCAACAUCGCUGGUGGCAUCAGAAAUGGGUCUUAUGACAUUGGCAUGGCCUGUGGGGUGGAGUCCAUGUCCCUGUCUGAGAGAGGGAACCCUGGGAACAUUUCCUCACGCCUGCUGGAGAACGAGAAGGCCAGAGACUGCCUGAUUCCUAUGGGGAUAACCUCGGAGAACGUGGCCGAGCGGUUUGGCAUUUCACGGCAGAAGCAGGAUGCCUUUGCUCUGGCCUCCCAACAGAAGGCCGCAAGAGCCCAGAGCAGGGGCUGUUUCCGAGCUGAGAUCGUGCCUGUGACCACCACAGUCCUUGAUGACAAGGGCAACAAGAAAACCAUCACGGUGUCCCAGGAUGAGGGCGUCCGUCCCAGCACCACCAUGGAGGGCCUGGCCAAGCUGAAGCCGGCCUUCAAGGAUGGAGGCUCUACCACAGCUGGAAACUCCAGUCAGGUGAGUGAUGGAGCAGCUGCCGUCCUGCUGGCCCGGAGGUCCAAGGCUGAAGAACUGGGCCUUCCCAUCCUUGGGGUCCUGCGGUCCUAUGCAGUGGUCGGUGUUCCUCCUGACAUCAUGGGCAUCGGUCCUGCCUAUGCCAUCCCUGCAGCCUUGCAGAAAGCAGGGCUGACUGUGAAUGACAUAGACAUCUUUGAGAUCAAUGAGGCCUUUGCCAGUCAGGCCCUCUACUGUGUGGAGAAGCUGGGAAUUCCUGCAGAGAAAGUGAACCCCCUGGGGGGUGCAAUAGCCCUGGGCCACCCUCUGGGCUGCACCGGUGCAAGGCAGGUCAUCACGCUGCUCAAUGAACUGAAGCGCCGUGGGAAACGGGCUUAUGGAGUGGUGUCCAUGUGCAUCGGGACAGGGAUGGGAGCCGCUGCUGUCUUUGAAUACCCUGGGUACUGAAGCCCUGACUGCGGGCACUGCCCAGAGAGUCCUACAGUGGUGGCCAGAGGGGGACUUGACGGAAGCCAUCUGCAUGGGACACUAAGCACUGGAGGGUGUAUCACAGCACUUUAAUCUAGUUAAUGUGAUCAUUGGUGGCACAAAGAGGAGGGACUGCCCUGUUAAGGUCCCCAAGCUAUGCCGAAGUGAGUAUGGAACACCGAGGUUGCAAAAUCAUUGUGGACGUCUGAGGGACGGUGCCUCCCUUGAGGCCGAAUGGACAUAAUAAAUGUAUGUUGUCUCAU